AUGGCGCCUCGCUCCUUCGGUGACCCUACUAAUAGUAAUGGUUUCAGUCCCUCCUUUGCCGGCCCAGGUCCUGGUAGUGGGAGCGGCACUAUGACAUCGUCCCCCAGUGCUCGCGUGGGUGAUGGGCCGAGCCCCCUAGGCGUUCGACCCGACCGACCAUGUGACGGGUGUCGACGUCGCAAGAGUCGCUGCGUCAUCAACCCAGAUGCUGCCUCUUGCGUGAUGUGCCAAUUCCACAAGCAGGCCUGUACCUUUAUCGAAGAGGCAGCUCCGCGGCGACGAAAACAGCCCAACAACCCUGGGCCUGGGGCGAGUGCUGCAAACUCCGAGAAUGCUUCGGUUGCUUCCCUAGCUCGGCAGAGACGAUCAGGUUCCGAUGGCAAUGGCCCUGCCCCACGACGGCAAUCUGCUGAAUCCAUUCGCAUUGGCCCUGUCAUCGACGAUUAUGCAAACUUGCAGGGCGAGUCACUACUGAAAAAAACGCUGGGGCUGCAAAAUCAUAGGUAUGCCAAAUACAUUGGACCUACCGACGAACAUGACUUUGCCCUGCUAGAUCUUCGACUGUACGACGACAUCAAGGGUGAAAGUCCCGCUGAUCAAGGUUCUUUCCGCAAAGUCGGACCCAAUGAGUUCUUCCACCAAUAUGCCGACUCCGACUCGCCGAAUCAUGCAAGAGAGGUCGAGGAGCUCGACAACAUUGAACGCAUCGUCGCCCCUCACGGUGAAGCUCUGAUCAAACUCUACUUCCGGAUAGUCCAUCCAAGCUUUCCCAUCUUGCAUAAGAAGGUCUACUUGGAGAAGUAUGGCCGGACCCAUCGGGAGUUCUCGCCUCCCUUACUUGCUGCCGUAUACAUCCUGGCCUUGAAUUGGUGGUCCUACAGCGCCGAGCUCGCGAAGCAGACAAAGCCAAACGUCGGCGAACUUGAAGACGUCGCCUACCGAACGUUGCAAGACGUCUCACACCGAGCAAAACUAUCCACCGUGCAGGCAGGGCUGCUGCUACUGCAACGACCGGGCAGCAACCAGGCGUGGCAGCUGACCGCUCAACUCGUCGCCAUAAGCCAAGAUCUUGGGUUGCAUCUGGACUGUUCAAAUUGGCGAAUACCGUCUUGGGAAAAAGGGCUUCGGAAACGACUGGGCUGGGCUCUUUUCAUGCAAGACACUUGGUCGGCCUUGAUAUACGGACGGCCUCCUCACAUUUCGUCGACCAACUGGGCCGUGCAGCCUGUGAUCAGUAGCGAUUUCCCCGAAAGUGCCGCCGACGAGGAUGAGGAGGACGGCAGCACCGAGGUCGAAAAGGGCAGGACUCUGUUCAGUGCGAUGAUCACUCUGACCAAGAUGCUUGCCGAGGUGCUGGAGGCGCUCUACUCGCUGAGGUCGGAAACCGAGGUCAAGAAUUCCUACGACAGCACCAAAGCCAUCCUUGACCGCGCCAAACCGAUUCAACUCAAGCUUCGAUCUUGGUACGCCGACAUGCCCGAGACGCUGCGCAUGGACGCCACCAGAGUCGGCAAGCUGAGCUCGGUGGGCUACCUGCACCUGGCCUAUUUUGCCACGGAAAUCACGCUGCACCGACGGAUCCUGCGCUCGCUCUCGCACAACACAGACCCGUACAUGAUCCAAAUAUGUCGAUCAGCCGCAAAAGCUAGACUCAUCAGCGCCAUGGACUUUUUCAACCGCCUCAAGCCCGAGCACCUCCAGUCGUUCUGGUACUUUGCCUCGAAAUUCAACUUCGCGCUCAUCGGCACCUUUGCGGGUCUGUGCUUCGUCACCUCAGUCAGCCAGGAAGAGGCAGAGUUCUACCAGAGACGGCUGCAGGAGUACCGGUGGACGCUGAGGGUGUCGAAUAAGAGUGCCGAGUUCUUGGAGAUUGCUAGUGGCAUUCUCGAGUCGGCCGUGGGAUCGUUGCUGAAGGCUGCAGAUGCCAUUGACAGUCGACGAUGGUCGUUCCCCAUGCUUCAACAACAGCCCGAAGAAGAUACGGCGAUGGAGUCGUUCUUCCCCAGUACUGAAGAUGCCUUCUUUGACACGCAGAUGGAGUCGUGA
Molecule: messenger RNA, 2046 nt
Organism: Cladophialophora psammophila CBS 110553
Lineage: Eukaryota; Fungi; Ascomycota; Eurotiomycetes; Chaetothyriales; Herpotrichiellaceae
Exons: 4
Coding region: 1-2046 (681 amino acids)
Biological process (GO): DNA-templated transcription
Cellular component (GO): nucleus
Molecular function (GO): DNA binding; zinc ion binding; DNA-binding transcription factor activity, RNA polymerase II-specific
Source: RefSeq, a predicted model, not a curated record